Molecule: messenger RNA, 1449 nt
Organism: Menidia menidia (Atlantic silverside)
Lineage: Eukaryota; Metazoa; Chordata; Actinopteri; Atheriniformes; Atherinopsidae
Source: the annotation of a GenBank genome assembly
UUGCUGUUUAUUUUCUGUUUCUCCAGAGGGAAGAUGAGGCCCACCGUCCCACUUCUCCUCCUGGCUCUGCUGGCCGCUGCCAGGCCGACCCCAGCCCAGGUAAAGACUUCUCUUCUGGAUCUGUCCAGGAUCCUUCCCAGCCUGAGCCGGCCGGCAAACCACAGCCGCAUCUUCUACGCGGUGAUGUUCGAUGCGGGCAGUACGGGGACCCGCAUUCACGUGUACACCUUCAUCCACAGCGACGCGGAGAAGCUGCCUGUUUUGGACAAUGAGAUGUUCCACUCUGUUAAGCCUGGUUUGUCAGCUUAUGUUGACUCCCCUGAAAUGGCAGGACAAACAGUAAGGGUGCUGUUAAAGGUGGCCAGGAAGACUGUGCCUCGCUUGGACUGGAAGAGAACCCCCCUGGUGCUCAGAGCCACCGCUGGACUACGGCUGCUGCCCGCAGAGAAGGCCCAGGCUCUUCUGGAGCAGGUUCAGCAUGUGUUUCACGAAUCUCCCUUUCUGGUCCCAGACAACAGCGUCAGCAUUAUGAACGGCACAAGCGAAGGUAACUUCCGCCCGCCCUCUGUCCCGACAACCAGCUCAUUCAUCCCCUGUCCCAUCCGCUGGUGUCCCCCUACAGGAGUCCUGGCUUGGAUUUCUGUGAACUUCCUCACAGGCGAGUACUGUCAUCUGAGGCCACAAACCAAGAAGACGGUGGGAAUACUAGAUUUGGGAGGGGGAUCCACACAGAUCACUUUCCUUCCAAAGCUGAGGAAAACUAUCGAAAGUGCUCCUGUUGAUGAUUAUGUUGCCAGAUUUGAAAUUUUCAACUCAACAUUGGAACUGUACACUCACAGUUAUCUAGGAAAUGGACUGAUGAUGGGCCGACUGGCCACGCUGGGCGCUCGGGGUGGGGGGGGUGCUGGACCUGACGCAAACAGCACUGAUCUGCCACCAGCUGCGGGGUCGGAGACCAAGAUUUUUAACAGUUCCUGCCUGCCCAGUAAGUUCAGAGAUGAGUGGAGCUUUGGAGGGCAAACUUAUCAAGUGAGCGGGAACCCAGACGGUGAUGCAGGGUACAAGCAUUGUUAUCAGGAAAUACUUAAGGUGGUGGACGGGGCUAUUCAUCAGCCGUACAAGCUGGAAGACGGCAGCUUUUUCUACGCAUUCUCCUAUUACUUCGACAGAGCUGUGGACGCAGGCCUUAUCGAUGAUGUCCAAGGAGGGAUUCUGCAGGUCAGAGACUUCAAGAAGAGAGCCAAAGAGGUGUGCAAUAAGAUGGCCAAGGACCCAACCACCAGCCCCUUCCUGUGCCUGGACAUGACCUACAUCACGUGUCUACUCAAGGAUGGGUUUGGCUUCAAGGAAAGCACCACGCUACAGCUGACCAAGAAAGUGAAAAACGUGGAGGCCAGCUGGGCUCUGGGUGCCACGUUGGACCACUUUCACAACCUCAAGAUCCACUGA